AUGAAUGAUGAAAUAAAAACCUACAGGUUCAUUUGGGCCCCUGAAGGACAACGUGUUAUUGCCAUGGAUAACGCUGACACUGACGUUCACAAAGGAAUAAUAGUUGCAAUGUUACACCACACGACGCUGUUCAACUACGCUGGCCUACGAACGAUCCUGGAGUGGGCAGCACUUGCAUCGGAAAAAUUCCGCAGUGCUUCUCUUGGGCUUAGCAAAGCUGCUUCGGGGGUCCUCGCAAAACCGCCCAGGUGGCAAGAGUGCGUUCGCACUGUGAGCAAUGUGCUGCCAGAGAUCGUCGGUUACCGUUAUGUCCAGCAAAAGUUCAGCGUGGAAGCCAAGAAAGAGGUCGAAGACCUUGUAAAAAGGAUCGCGGAUGUAUUCAACGAAACGAUUCGGGGAAAUGAGUGGAUGGACAACGCCACUAAAAGGGCUGCGGAGUCUAAGCUGGCAAAAAUGGCAGCGAAAAUUGGAUAUCCAAGCUGGCUACUAAACAUGACAUACCUCGAGGAACUUUACAAAUACGUGCCUCAGCUACACCUCAGCAGUUCCUUCUUGGAAAUGUAUUACGCCAUACUCAAAAACAACUGGAUGCGAACAUUGGUGAAGCUCGGACGACCGUUCGACCAGGAAGCCAAGUAAGAAGUUAUA
Molecule: messenger RNA, 648 nt
Organism: Dermacentor andersoni
Lineage: Eukaryota; Metazoa; Arthropoda; Arachnida; Ixodida; Ixodidae
Product: membrane metallo-endopeptidase-like 1
Biological process (GO): protein processing
Cellular component (GO): plasma membrane
Molecular function (GO): metalloendopeptidase activity
Source: RefSeq, a predicted model, not a curated record